Molecule: messenger RNA, 3636 nt
Organism: Erinaceus europaeus (western European hedgehog)
Lineage: Eukaryota; Metazoa; Chordata; Mammalia; Eulipotyphla; Erinaceidae
Gene: AXIN1
Product: axin 1
Exons: 12
Coding region: 467-3055 (862 amino acids)
Biological process (GO): negative regulation of canonical Wnt signaling pathway
Source: RefSeq, a predicted model, not a curated record
UUCCGGACGGCGCCGGCGGGGGCGCUGGCCUGUGGCGCUGGGCGCGGGCUCUGCGCGUUGCAGGGUCGCGGCGGCGCCUGGGGACGCUUGAGGCCGAGCGAGCAGCGGCCGUGUGGACAAGCGCCCCUCGAGCAGCAGCAGAGCGGCGCCCGACCCCGGCCCCGCCGCCAUGGGGGCCGCCCCGGGCCGCGCCCCCGGCCCGUCCCGCCCGCCGCGCCGCCGAGCGCCUGGGCCGCGCCGCUGAGCCGGUCCGGGACCCGGGCCGGGCCAGGAGAAGGCGCGGGCGGGCCGCUGGAGCGCGCUGAGCACGCCGAGGCCCGGUCGUGCUAGGACCCAGAGCUGCAGACCAGGCUGGCAUAGUUGGGCUGCACCCCAAGGUCUUCAGGGGAAAGGCAGAGCUGCGAGCGAGUGCUGAGCACUGAUGUAGCGUGUGCCACAGCGCUGUCCAGCCACACGAAACCCCAAAAUGAGCCUCCAGGAGCAGGACUUCCCGCUGGACCUUGGCUCGAGCUUCACCGAAGACGCCCCCCGGCCCCCAGUGCCGGGAGAGGAGGGUGAACUUGUGUCCACAGACCCCAGGCCUAUCAGUCAUGGCUUCUGUUCCGGGAAGGUGGUUGGACCAAAAGGGGAGACGUCCACUGCCACACCACGGCGCUCGGACCUGGACCUGGGCUACGAGCCUGAGGGCAGCGCCUCGCCCACCCCACCCUACCUCCGCUGGGCUGAGUCGCUGCACUCGCUGCUGGACGACCAGGACGGCAUCCACCUGUUCCGCACCUUCCUGCAGCAGGAGGCCUGUGCUGACCUGCUGGACUUCUGGUUCGCCUGCAGUGGCUUCCGGAAGCUGGAGCCCUGCACCUCCAAUGAGGAGAAGCGGCUGAAGCUGGCCAAAGCCAUCUACCGAAAGUACAUCCUCGACCACAGUAGCAUCGUGUCCCGGCAAACCAAGCCGGCCACCAAGAGCUUCAUCAAGGAUUGCAUCGUGAAGCAGCAGAUGGACCCUGCCAUGUUCGAGCAGGCGCAGACAGAAAUCCAGGCCGCCAUGGAGGAGAACACCUACCCCUCGUUCCUCAAGUCCGACAUCUACCUAGAGUACACUCGGACUGGCUCUGAGAGCCCGAAGCUGUGCGCUGACCAGAGCUCGGGGGCUGGCCCGGGCAAGGGCCUCCCUGGCUAUCUGCCCACUCUGAACGAGGACGAGGAGUGGAAGUGUGAGCAGGACCCGGAUGAGGAGGACGGCCGCGACCCUGCUCCCCCCGGCAGGUUCCCUCAGAAGCUACUUCUGGAGACAGCGCCUCCGAGGGCCUCCUCAGCCAGGCGCUACAGCGAAGGCAGAGAGUUCAGGUAUGGGUCCUGGCGGGAGCCUGUGCACCCUUACUACGUCAACUCUGGCUAUGCUCUGGCCCCGGCCACCAGUGCCAACGACAGUGAGCAGCAGAGCCUGUCUAGUGACGCCGACAGCCUGUCCCUCACCGACAGCAGCCUCGACGGCGUCCCCCCCUACCGCACCCGCAAACAACACCGCCGGGAGAUGCAAGAGAGUGUGCAGGUCAACGGACGCGUGCCUCUCCCACACAUCCCCCGCACAUACCGAAUGCCAAAGGAAGUCCGUGUGGAGCCGCACAAGUUUGCAGCCGAGCUCAUCCACCGCCUGGAGGCCGUGCAGCGGACAAGGGAGGCCGAGGAGAAGCUGGAGGAGCGGCUGAAGCGCGUGCGCAUGGAGGAAGAAGGGGAGGAUGGGGACGGCCUCCCCGGGGCUGGUCACAAGCUGCCGCCUGCUGCUGCCUGGCACCACUUCCCACCCCGCUACCCGGACUCGGGCUGCGUGGGGCUGCGGGAUGCGCACGAGGAUGACCCCGAGAGCAUCCUGGAUGAGCACGUGCAGCGGGUCCUGAGGACGCCUGGCUGUCCGUCACCAGGGCCCGGCCACCGCUCCCCUGACAGCACUCACCUGCCCAAGAUGCCGGGGCUGCCAGGGGCUCCUGGGCAUGGCAAGCACGUGCCCAAGUCGGGGGCAAAGCUGGACACAGCUGGCCUCCACCUCCACAGGCACAGCCACCACCACGGCCACCAUGGCACCACCCGGCCCAAGGAGCAGGCCGAGUCUGAGGCCACACGUCGCACCCAGAGCAGCUUCCUGUGGGGCCCUGACCCCCAUGGCCAUACUGCCAAGCCCCGCGGCCACACGGAGAACAUGGGUGGCGCUCCUCCCACCAGCGACGGCCUGGCCUACAACGGGAAGGUAGGCGUGGCUUCCAAGAGGACUGGCAGGAAGGCUGAGUCUGGGCGCAGUGCUAGUAUGGACCCGGGCCCCCCUGAGGAAGUGGAGAGGAACCAGAAGAUCUUGCAGUGGAUCAUAGAGGGCGAGAAGGAGAUCAGCCGGCACAGGAAGGCGGGCCACGGGUCUUCUGCCGGGAAGAAGCAGCAGGCCCACGAGAGCAGCCGGCCCCUGUCCAUUGAGCGACCUGGUGCCGUGCACCCCUGGGUGAGCGCGCAGCUGCGGAACUCAGUGCAACCUUCUCACCUCUUCAUCCAAGACCCUACAAUGCCCCCCAACCCGGCCCCAAACCCACUGACCCAGCUGGAGGAGGCCCGCCGGCGGCUGGAGGAGGAGGAGAAGAGAGCCAGCAAGUUGCCUUCCAAGCAAAGGUAUGUGCAGGAGGUCAUCCAGCGGGGGCGCGCCUGUGCCAGGCCAGCCUGCACGCCUGUGCUGAGCGUGGUGCCAGCUGUGUCGGACCUGGAGCUCUCCGAGACAGAGACGAAAUCACAGAGAAAGACAGGUGGCAGUGGGACCUCCCAGUCAUGUGACAGCAUCGUGGUGGCGUACUACUUCUGCGGGGAGCCCAUCCCUUACCGCACCCUGGUGCGGGGCCGUGCAGUCACCCUGGGCCAGUUCAAGGAGCUGCUGACCAAGAAAGGCAACUACAGAUACUACUUCAAGAAAGUUAGCGACGAGUUCGACUGUGGAGUAGUAUUCGAGGAGGUUCGAGAGGACGAGGCGGUGUUGCCCAUCUUUGAGGAGAAGAUUAUCGGGAAGGUGGACAAACUUGAUUGACCACUGUGUCUGCAUGGCUGCUUCAGGGAGAGGCGGGGCCUAGCCCAGAGCCACAGGCUGACCGUGCAGUCACAUGUGGGGUCAGCCAGCCAGCCUUGGGGCCUACGGCCGCCUGCCCACAGGCUUAGGUCCUGCUGCUGACCAGCAUGGAGCCCGUCCACCCUCCAGAGCAAUACUCGGGGGCUGACUUGGUGUCUGCUGCUAGCUGACCCCCGGCACCGCCCUGCCACGCCUGCCACAGGCCCUGUCUCCCUCUGGGUCUCAUCGCCAUACCCUGUCCAGGUCAGGCCCAUGGUGCCGGGGCCCCAGGGGCCUUCCCAAUUGUACAUGUCACCCAGUGCCUUCACACAGCGUGUCUGUGGCCUGCCAGUGUGCAGAUCCGAGCCCGGUGCUCUCCCAUCCCGCCCUGGGUCUGGAGUGGGCUCAGCAGUCUGGCCCCCCAGAACCCAUGUAAAUAUGUACAUUUCUCAGGCAGGGCCAGCAGGGGGCUGCCCCAGCCCAUUUUUCAUGCGUUGACUUGUACAAUUAUCUUUUCAAAGGUACUUGGAUAAUAAUGAAAUAAAAACUUUUUUGAAACCUUC